Cavenderia fasciculata is the source of this 372-nucleotide messenger RNA. RefSeq lists its product as uncharacterized. The transcript has a single exon. The coding region runs from base 1 to 372 and encodes 123 amino acids. The record is from RefSeq and is a predicted model, not a curated record. Lineage: Eukaryota; Evosea; Eumycetozoa; Acytosteliales; Cavenderiaceae.
AUGGUUUACAAUAAUUUAAUCAUCACAUUAAUCAAUAUUAAUAAUAAUAACAAUAAUAAUCAUCAUAAUAGUAAAAAGAAUAAUAAUAAUAAUAGAAGAGUAGUAUCAAUUAAAAAGAAUAUUAUUAAAUCAACAAAUAACCGUCGUCGUAUCAACAAAAAUAAUAAUAAUAAUAAUAAUAACAAACAAAUUAAAUUAAGAGCAAUGUUUUCUCAAAUACCAAAAGCUCCUCUUAAUACAACAGAGUAUUUAAUCGAUCAAUAUAAUUUACAACAACAACAAGAAAACCAACAAGAAAAUCAAGAUUCAAUGGAAUAUAAUUAUGGUUCAAUGUUUUCUUUAAUGUCAUCGUCAUCGUCGCCGUCCUAUUAG